ACGAUCUAAAUCUAGUAAUAAAUUUACCACUAUAAAGGGCGGUUUAGUAAAGCGCCUCGACAUGCUAUUCCUGUCGUAAACGAAAAUCUUACCCAUCGAGUUACACGAAUCAAUUUCAAUCCGAUUUAAUCGACUAAAACCCAUUUUCUAAAUUUGAUUUCGCUCACUUCUUUUUCGUGCAAACGCUUCGCUUCGAAUUUCCUCACUCUAAUUUCUCAUUGUUAACAUCACAAACCCUCAAUCUAGGGUUUUUUUUGCCUUCUUUCUUUUUUGGGUGAUUUUAGGCUUAGGGUUCUUUGAUAUCGAAAGCGGUCGGAAUCGUGAAGGAUAUCCAUUCUGAUGAUUUUUCGGCGAUUUGGAAAGUGAACUUUGUGAUCGUUGAAUUAAUUUGGAGGCAAUGGCAACAGCAACAAUGGCGACUGCGGCAGGAGCUGCCGCGCUUCUUUAUUACACACUGAACAAGAAACUGCAAGUUGACCACUCUCAGUCAGAAGAAGAUUGUGAGAAGAAAGGAGAUGAGUCUUCAAAACCUUUACUUUCCACAAGGAAACCGGUCUCACAAAGGCCUGUCCGAGCUCCGGCUACAUGGUUAGAAACCAUCUCGACGUUGUCAGAGACUUUAAGGUUCACCUACUCUGAGACUUUGGGCAAAUGGCCCAUCGGGGAUUUAGCUUUUGGCAUUAAUUUUCUCCUCAAGAGGCAGGGAAAUUUAGAUGUUGCUAGCAUAUAUGCUGGAGAAGACAGCAUACCACUUAAAGGAACACAAACCAUUGAUGAAUUGAAGUAUCUGUUAAAUUUGUUGACUCUGUGCUGGCAUUUCUCAAAGAAACCAUUCCCAUUAUUUCUGGAGACAACUGGUUAUGCUACAGAAGAUGUUCUGCUUCAGGAACCUAAAGCAGGGAUUUUGAAGCCAGCAUUUACCAUUCUUGUUGACAAAAGUACAAAGUGUAUCUUGCUAUUGAUUCGGGGAACUCACAGCAUUAGAGAUACUCUGACUGCAGCAACUGGUGCGGUUGUACCAUUCCAUCAUACAGUUGUACAUGAAGGUGGUGUAAGUGAUUUAAUUCUGGGGUACGCUCACUGUGGAAUGGUUGCAGCGGCUAGAUGGAUAGCAAAGCUUGCAACCCCUUGUCUCGUGAAAGCAUUGCACGACUAUCCUGAUUAUAAACUGAAGAUUGUCGGUCAUUCUCUUGGUGGAGGCACUGCAGCAAUUUUAACGUACGUCUUGCGUGAACAUCAGGAGUUUGCCACCACCACGUGUGUUACAUUUGCUCCAGGUGCCUGUAUGACAUGGGAGUUGGCUGAAUCGGGUGUGCCCUUUGUCACUUCAGUUAUCAAUGGUGCUGAUCUGGUUCCCACUUUUUCAGCUGCUUCGGUAGAUGACCUACGUUCAGAGGUAACAGCAUCUGCUUGGCUGAAUGACCUAAGAACUCAAAUUGAAAGAACUAGAAUUCUAAGCACUGUUUACCGUUCUGCCUCUGCCUUGGGGUCACGUCUUCCAACAAUUGCCAGUGCCAAGGCUAGAGUAGCUGGGGCAGGUGCAAUCCUCCGACCGGUCUCCAGUGGAACACAGGUUGUGAUGAAUAGAGCGCGGAAUGUGGCUCAGGCUGCAUGGAACCAACGGAUUUCUUCUUGGACAUGCAUUGGACCUCGGCAACGCCCUAAUACCUCCAAAUCAGAGGAAAAUGGUGCUAGUUCCUCUCCAAGUGCUGGCCCUAUUAGCCCUUCAACCACUGAAACCCGAAGUAUACAAAGAACAGAGGUUAUCGCGUCUGCAGGAAACACAGGAUGGACUUCAGAAGUAGAGUGCUCUCCUUCAUCUUCAUCACCUUAUCACUCUCAAGAGAUUGAGAUUGAUGAUGAAGAUACCAUGAACGAGGUGGAGCUGUGGCAGCAGAUAGAGCAUGAGCUCAAUCAACCAAGAAAUGAAGAAGAGGUUGUCGAUGAUGAAGAUGAGAUGGUGAAAGAGGCCAGAGAAGAAGAGGAGGAUGAGAUUGCUGCUGCCUCUGAAGCAGUUGACAAUGUAUCUAUUGAAGCAACGACAGAGAUGCGUAGAUUUUUUCCUGCUGGGAGAAUCAUGCACAUUGUGCCCAUUCCUCAAGAAACUGAAAGCGAGGAAGAGAAAGAUGGAGACGAUGAUGAUGGUGUUGAGAGAACUCCAAGGCUGCCAAAGUUUCGGAUUUUUUUGACGCCGAGGUCUUUGUAUGGUAAAUUGAGGCUCUCAAGGACAAUGAUUAAUGAUCAUUAUAUGCCGAUGUACAGGAGGAAUAUAGAGCUAGCAAUUAAUGAUCUUGAGAAGGAUAGUUUGUCGGUGGAGGGGUGUGAAUUGUGAUGUUGGGUUUGUAGCUUCUGUAUAUUGUAUACUGAUGGAUAGUAGGAUUUUUGGCGCUGGUGCUUUUGGUAUUCUGGAUGUAUCUCAGGAGAAAAAAAAUGUGCAACUGUUGGAAAAAUAGAGAGGAAAAUGAUCAGAGUAACACAUCGAUGUGAGGAAAGAAAUUAGUCAGAUUCCAGCACAACAGGUGUGUUUGUCUUCAUUAUUGGCGGUGGUGUUAUUAUUAUUAUUAUUAUUAUUAUUAGUGUGGCGAAAGGCACUAGUUUAAGUUGAAAAUGAGCAUUCACGAUACUGUUCAGUUUUUGCACGAGUGACCGCGGGAUUUAAGCACAGUCUUCUUCUGUUGAAUAUGUUUCGAUUAAUGGUCUGUGAUCGAUCUUGCAUGCCCAAUGGUGGCAUACCACUCGGUGAUCGAUCUUUUUUUCCUUUUUUAAAAUUCUUUUAGCAGAUGAAACGAAAAUUUCUCUCAUGUAAUUAUGUAAGCAAGCAAAAUAUUGAUUUACUGCAGCAUGAUCCUAAAUCCCCUUCGCUCAUUUAUUUUCUUCAUGACAGGGUUACAAAUUUAAAAAUAUUACUCAUGACUCCAACAAUAUUCUGAAA
Messenger RNA from Asparagus officinalis (garden asparagus), 2932 nucleotides. RefSeq lists its product as uncharacterized. The transcript has 8 exons. The record is from RefSeq and is a predicted model, not a curated record. The coding region runs from base 398 to 2332 and encodes 644 amino acids. Gene Ontology annotation, biological process: lipid catabolic process. NCBI's taxonomy places the organism in Eukaryota, Viridiplantae, Streptophyta, Magnoliopsida, Asparagales, Asparagaceae.